AUGUCUUCCCCCUACUUGCUAUGGCACUACAUGCAUCAUCUGUCGCCUCCCGACAAGUCUCAGGACCAAGUCCUACACCCAACGCUCACACCAACAAAACUGUUCCCCAGCCAGUACCCAGGGUAUCUGCAAGAACAAAAUUUGAAUCAGUCUCCCCAUCAGUUGUGCCCUGGAUUACCGUACCCGUACAUGCACGAACAGCCUCACAGCCACCUGCCUCACAAACAGCAAAUACAAGAACAGCUUCUGCUCUCUCAGUACGGACAGUAUGUAGCACCACACGACAAUCUCAGUGUCGAAACGCACCCCCAGUACACGUCCCUAAAUGUCUCUCAUUCGAAAGACUAUAACGGAAAUAACAAAAGAAGUACGACGCCGACUGCAUUCAUGCAACUCAAAAACCGUCAUCAAAAGCUGGGAUCUGUUUGCCAAUCGCCGAAGAAAGGUUCGUCUUUUACAAUUGACGCAAUUCUUAACAAAGACUCAGAAAAAGUGAAGGAAGAAUCGUGCGAAGCUCUCUCUCCGGCGUCCGACUCCUUCUCCGAAAAUCCCAUCAGCACAAAUGUGAUAAACAGUUACAGCUCGACGUGUCAUCCAGCGCCACACAAGUUCGGAGUUCUUGAUGAUAACCUGAGAACAAAUAAUAUGUCAUCAGCACAUUCACCAUCACCCUUCUCAAUAGACAAUUCAGCAGUGAUAAGACGCCGAGAAAGAUUUCUUGACCUGGCGCAUCCCUAUCUGUACCACCACCACCACCAUCCCAACCAGCACCAUGCCGUGGAGGGUGCCAAGUUCCAGUUCCAGUCCCCUCCACAGCCGGGUAGGAGCUCGGGCCUCCUACACAUUUUCUUUUUUAACCGUUUCUCUUUUUCAGACAAACAGGAGAGGAAAAACGUAGGCAAAACAAAACGUAUCCGGACCAUCUUCACUCCUGAGCAGUUAGAGAGGCUGGAGGCUGAGUUUGAGAGGCAGCAGUACAUGGUGGGCACUGAGAGGUACUACCUAGCAGCGUCCUUGAACCUGACAGAGGCCCAGGUCAAGGUGUGGUUCCAGAACCGAAGGAUCAAGUGGCGGAAACAGCACCUGGAGCAGCAACAGGCGAGGCUGGCAUCUGGGGAGCUCUACCAGGACAUCGAUGACGAUACAGACGAUUCGGACAACGAGGAUGAUGGCGGGAGAAAAAAGCCCACUUGUGAUAACAUGGACACCAGGGGGGAAUUCCCCAGCGCAGACUCAGGACUUUCCCCCCAUUGUGCUGCUAAUGAUCGGUUCGAUGCAGGAAAUUUUCUCAGGAGACGUGAAGUUAGAACGAGUGAUAGGUUGAGCCGAGAUGACCUUUUGGACCGAAGUGACUCAAGACUAAACGAUUCCCCGUCUUCUUCCUGUGAAAUGGCCAUGCUUUCAAACAACGGUUGUGAGUGACUGUAAGAACAAGAACUACCUUGGACACAGUGUUGCAUACCCCCAUGUGUGAGACAAGCCAAGCGGACGUGUCGGUUCUUCCAUCACUCCAUUCUCAGCGCACGUAAGCUGCGGCUUGAGUAGAGAGGAGUCCGUCAGUACAUUGCAGUACAUAACAAGGAGAUGCCACAAGCGUGUGACUAUUCGAUACUCCAACGAUGUCGCUCUGUUUUCUGUAUAAAAUUAGUGUUUUAUGCACUUUCAAGAUAUUGCUCCUGCU
Messenger RNA from Aplysia californica (California sea hare), 1681 nucleotides. RefSeq lists its product as uncharacterized. NCBI's taxonomy places the organism in Eukaryota, Metazoa, Mollusca, Gastropoda, Aplysiida, Aplysiidae. Gene Ontology annotation, biological process: central nervous system development; regulation of DNA-templated transcription; neuron differentiation. Bases 1 to 1422 code for a protein of 473 amino acids. The record is from RefSeq and is a predicted model, not a curated record. Gene Ontology annotation, molecular function: DNA-binding transcription factor activity, RNA polymerase II-specific; DNA binding. The transcript has 3 exons.